AUGUCUAAAGAGGCGGAAUCUGACAAUGCGCGCAGAGAAUCAUCUUCAGAAGGUGCCAGCACAUAUUAUGCAUCAAGAUUCAAUGAAAAAGAAGAUUACACGCAUUCACAAGAUGGGGCCGAGCAGCAACAAUCAACAAGAGAUGUCGAAAAGAACGAGGGAAACGAUGGUAAUUCAGACGAGCAGGAAGACAGAGAUCCGGACCUAGUCACUUGGUCUGAUAAUGAUCCACGCAAUCCCCAGAAUUGGUCAACAACAAAAGUCUGGUGCAAUCUGGGCGUUAUAUCGUUCUUUCGACUCCUCACGCCUCUCGCAUCUUCAAUGAUGGCGCCUGUCAUCACUCUCGUACUCGAUGAUUUUGGCACGAACAACGAAACGAUCGGAAGUUUUGCGGUUUCAAUAUACAUUCUUGGAUAUGCAACAGGUCCUCUGAUACUUGCUCCACUAUCUGAGAUCUAUGGACGAUUACCGGUAUACCACGCGAACAGUAUCUUGUUCACUAUUUGGAACCUUGCAUGCGCACUCUCGCCCAACAUUGGAGCUCUACUUGCAUUUCGAUUUCUCGGUGGUCUUGCUGGAUCUUCACCUGUCACAAUCGGCAAUGGAUCAAUUGCGGAUUGUGUGCGCAAAGAAAAACGCGGCAAAGUCACCGCGAUCUUCACAGCUGGUCCUUUGCUUGGCCCAGUCGUAGGCCCAAUAGCCGGUGGCUUUCUAGGUGAAGCUGCAGACUGGCGAUGGAAUUUCUGGUUGCUUACCAUAGUCUCUGCAGUCGGUACCUGCGUCUCAUUGUGCCUACAGCAAGAGACUUAUGCCCCAGUCUUGCUCGAACGAAUUACGAAGAAGCUGAAAGCCGAAACUGGGAAUGAGAAGCUACAUCACCAGUACUCGAACAACCUCACAAAAGCGGAAAUCUUUAAAAGAGCUAUCAAACGUCCCCUGGCCAUGCUGUUCACUUCGCCAAUUGUGUUUCUGACAUCGGUGUAUGUCGGUCUGGUAUACGGCUAUACCUAUCUGCUAUUCACAAGUUUCGAGAGAACCUUCGAAACUGUCUACGGAUUCAGUGGUCGUAUCGUAGGCCUGACAUAUCUCGGUUUCGGAGUAGGCUGCGCGAUUGGCCUAUUUGCCCUCGGAGCACUUUCAGAUCGUCUCGUGGUCCAUUACUCGAAGGGCACAGAAUGGAAGCCAGAGUUCCGACUUCUACCACUUCUUCCCGGCUCUCUGAUCGUCCCGAUCGGAUUAGUAUGGUAUGGCUGGUCCGCAGAAGCUGGCGCACACUGGAUCGUCCCUAUUAUCGGUACAGCGUGGAUAGGUCUAGGAACUCUAGCAAUCUUCAUGCCUGUUCAGUCGUAUCUUAUCGAUGCAUUCACCUUGUACGCAUCAUCUGCUGCGGCUGCAAACACGAUUUUCAGGUCGCUCCUUGGAGCAUUCUUGCCAUUGGCUGGUCCAUCACUCUAUGCGGCUCUUGGACAGGGCUGGGGUAACACACUGUUAGCGUUCAUAGCUCUGGCUUUCACUCCGAUGGCUUGGAUUAUGUUCAGAUAUGGCGAAAGGAUCAGAAAGAAUCAUCCGGGGAAAGUCCGCUGA
Molecule: messenger RNA, 1584 nt
Organism: Cercospora beticola
Lineage: Eukaryota; Fungi; Ascomycota; Dothideomycetes; Mycosphaerellales; Mycosphaerellaceae
Product: MFS transporter
Biological process (GO): transmembrane transport
Cellular component (GO): plasma membrane
Molecular function (GO): transmembrane transporter activity
Source: RefSeq, a predicted model, not a curated record